UUUAUAGCUAAAAAGUAUGGCCCCAGGGGAAAAAGGAAGGUGAGUAGUGUAACACUGUAACUGUAAUCAGUAGAAAAAGGAGCAGGGGAGAGUGAAGAAAGGGUGCCCCAUCUACCAAAAAGUGAGAAGAAGAGAUCACUAUCUCUCUAAUAAAUAUUAAUAAUAAUUUUUUUUUUUUUAGAUAAAGAAAGAAAGAAGAAAGGAAGAAAGGAAGGAAGGAAGGAAGGAGCAGGGUAAUAAGAAAGCAGAAGAGAGGAUUAGUUUUGUGAAGGGAACAUCAUCCCAAAGAUAAAGACGCCUUUUGCUUUGCUUUGCUUGUGAACUUGGGUUUUGGUUCUCUACUCUUUGAUUCUCCCAUUAAACGACGAAAAAAAUAACUGAAAUUUAUUAUUUUUAUCGUUUUUUUUUUUAUUAUUCAAUUCUCUCUCUCUGUCUAUCUCUUUCUCUUUCUCUUUCUUUCGCGUUUGGAUCGGAUCUCAAAACAACUUUGAACAGCACACAAAGAGCCUACAAAGUUGUUUAGCUUUCUCUUUGGGGUUUUCUGGGUGGGGGUCGUCUCAUUUUCGCUUCUUCGCCGGUCAUGACCGCUUUCUUGCUCCGCAUUCUCAUUACUCUUUUGUAAUAAGCAACAAAAAGGGUGAUAGUUUGUAAGCAAUAGCCUUAGAAUAAGGAUCGAUGAGCUCAAUUGGAUUUUGAUGUGACAGCGCUGAUGCUGAAUUGCUCAAUGGAAUCGGUUGGUGAUGGAGUUAGUUCUUUCCCAAAGACUCAUAAUUCUGCUUCUGUGAUGGGCUAUAACCUUUCUUCCAUCUCUGGGACUUCUCGCCCCACUCGGCUUCCACCUCCAAAACAAUCUAGAAAUGACGGGGCUUCUUCUGCAUCUUAUGCAACUGUUCCUGACCAUGGGAUGAAGACUGUCCUACAUGCAGUGGACUCUGUAAUCAAUGAAAAGCAUUCCCACAAAACAGCACAAGAUCAUAUGCAUCUCGAAGAACUACAUACUUCAUCAAAACAAUUAUAUAAAUCAAACAAAGAUCAAUUGGUUGUGGGCCCAAAUGAUGUUCUUGAUAAGAUGGUGAAAAAUUCUUCUCAAAAGCAGGUUUCAGCAGUGGAAACCAAAUCUUGCAUCAAGCAUCCUGUUGAUGUUUCUGAGAAUUGUAAUUCAAGUGGAUUGAUAGGUCCUGAAAAUUUUGUUCCAGGCCCAUGUAAAGGAGGUGUUGUAGAACCAAACAGCCAAUUAACGGCUCAAUCAGCAAUUAGCUUUUGCGCUAGUCCUCAAAACAGUCUAUACUCUGCAACUCAGUACACAGAAGCAAAACAAAGUUUCACCAACACGGAGGUUAGUGAAUGUGCAAGCAGUGUAGAGAAGUCUGGUGAAAGUGCUGAAAUUAGCAACUCCUGUGAUUUUGCUGAGAGCAGGAAGACUAGUAUCUACAGAGGUAGCACUGGCAGUGAUGUUAGUGAUGAAAGCAGCUCCAGCAGUUUUAGUAGCACUCUUUACAAGCCUCACAAGGCAAAUGAUACAAGAUGGGAAGCAAUUCAAGCUGUGCGAUCUCGUGAUGGGGUGUUGGGUUUGAACCACUUCAGGCUGUUGAAGAAAUUGGGAUGUGGAGAUAUAGGCACUGUUUAUCUGUCAGAGUUGAGUUGCACUAGAAGUUACUUUGCCAUGAAAGUUAUGGAUAAAGGAGCUCUAGCGAGCCGGAAGAAGCUUCUGAGGGCUCAAACAGAGAGAGAGAUAUUGCAAUCUUUGGAUCAUCCAUUUCUGCCUACUUUGUACACACACUUUGAGACAGAGAAGUUCUCUUGCUUGGUGAUGGAGUUCUGCCCUGGGGGUGAUUUGCACGCACUCAGACAGAGACAACCAGGGAAAUAUUUCUCAGAGCAUGCUGCCAGGUUUUAUGUGGCAGAAGUUCUCCUUGCUUUGGAGUAUUUGCACAUGCUUGGGAUCAUUUACAGGGACCUGAAACCAGAGAAUGUUCUGGUGAGGGAAGAUGGGCAUAUAAUGCUUUCAGACUUUGACCUCUCCCUAAGGUGUGCUGUCUGCCCGACGUUGGUCAAAUUCUCAAACUCAAGCUUGGAAUCCAAGAACUCAGGAUAUUGUGUUCAGCCUGCUUGCAUUGAGCCAACCUGUGUCAUCCAGCCAUCUUGCAUCCAACCCACAUGUUUUGCUCCACGCUUCUUGACAAGGGCCAAGAAAGAGAAAAAGGCAAAACCAAAGAAUGACAUAUAUCAUCAAGUGAGCCCUCUCCCAGAGCUCAUAGCUGAACCCACAACCGCUCGAUCAAUGUCCUUUGUGGGUACUCACGAGUACUUGGCACCUGAAAUCAUUAAAGGUGAAGGGCAUGGCAGUGCUGUUGACUGGUGGACAUUUGGGAUCUUUCUCUAUGAGCUCUUGUUUGGUAAAACUCCUUUUAAGGGAGCUGGAAACCGGGCUACUCUCUUCAAUGUGGUUGGGCAGCCGCUUAGAUUUCCUGAGUCACCUGCAGUAAGCUUUGCUGCAAGGGACUUGAUAAGAGGUUUGCUUGUGAAAGAACCACAGCAUCGCCUUGCAUAUAGGCGUGGAGCAACAGAAGUUAAGCAGCAUCCGUUCUUUCAGAGUGUGAAUUGGGCACUCAUUCGAUGUACCAAUCCGCCAGACAUGCCAAAACCAUUCAUGAUAGACUUCUCUGCAAGAAGUGACACAACAAAAGCACCCACAGCCGGAAAGGUCCCAGGUGUUGAUGUGAAGCCUUCUGGUAAUUAUUUAGAGAUCGAUUUCUUUUGAUUCUUGUGAUUGUUUCCUCUCUGCUUCAUUUUCUAUCACCUUUUAUUGUAUUGUGCUUCAAUGGCUUCUCUUUCCAUUGCCAAGGGGGGGUUCUAAUAUGUGGGUUCCUCUGAUAAAAGCACAUGUAACUGCUCCUUUGUUACUGGGCAUCACAUGAUAAAAACUGUGCUCAUGAAAUUCAAAUGCAAUUAAAUGAGGAAUGAAGUUGCUGCA
Molecule: messenger RNA, 2974 nt
Organism: Vitis vinifera (wine grape)
Lineage: Eukaryota; Viridiplantae; Streptophyta; Magnoliopsida; Vitales; Vitaceae
Product: protein kinase PVPK-1
Exons: 3
Coding region: 710-2761 (683 amino acids)
Biological process (GO): protein phosphorylation
Cellular component (GO): plasma membrane; cytoplasm; nucleus
Molecular function (GO): ATP binding; protein serine/threonine kinase activity
Source: RefSeq, a predicted model, not a curated record